This is a messenger RNA of Phytophthora infestans T30-4, 1290 nucleotides long. Its product is annotated as riboflavin biosynthesis protein ribBA, putative. The record is from RefSeq and is a predicted model, not a curated record. The coding region runs from base 1 to 1104 and encodes 367 amino acids. Lineage: Eukaryota; Oomycota; Peronosporomycetes; Peronosporales; Peronosporaceae. Gene Ontology annotation, molecular function: GTP cyclohydrolase II activity; 3,4-dihydroxy-2-butanone-4-phosphate synthase activity. The transcript has 3 exons. Gene Ontology annotation, biological process: riboflavin biosynthetic process. Gene Ontology annotation, cellular component: cytosol.
AUGGCUCUCGGCGGCAGCUUGCAAGACCAUCACUCCUUCAAUUCUGAAGCGUCAACUAUUGCGAUUACGAAAACAAAUUUGACAAAAUACAUCCAAACGGGCUGCCCGUCGACAACGCUUCCAAACAGCGACAAAAAUUCUCCGCCAGGCCAUAAGGUGCUCCCGAGUCAGACGGCAAAGCGCGAGAGCGAGCGCGCCACAACGAGACCAUCAGGCUGUCUCUCACCGCGUUGGGGGUCGUGCACGUAUAGAUUAAUAGACUCAACACCCAUGACGCAGCUGCAGAAGUCCAAGAAGACCGUGGCGGACAUCGCGCAGACCACUUUCAAGCAUGUGCCGGUUCUGGACGCCAACGCCCCGGGCCUCACGUGUCUAGGCGACCAGGUCACCACGACGUUUGUGGCGGAGACAGCGCUACCCACAGAUGGCGGCAUGUUCCGCGUACGCGCGUACCGCUCUGUGGGCUCCUUACGUGAGAGCGAGCCUAUCGCCAUGAUUACCGGAGACGUGCGCGGCAAACGCAACGUGCCAGUCCGCGUGCACGACCAGUGCUUCACGUCGGAAGUGUUCGGAUCCCUCAAGUGCGACUGCAGGGACCAGCUGGACUACGCCAAGGCGUACACCAAGCAGCACGGUGGCGUGGUUAUCUACAUGCCACAGGAAGGGCGUGGGAUCGGUCUGGCCAAUAAGAUCAUGGCCUACUCCAUGCAGGAACGCGGUCUAGAUACGGUAGACGCCAACCGCGUGUUGGGCUUCAAGGACGACUAUCGUUCGUACGAGCCUGUGCCGGCCAUCCUCAAGGACCUGGGCGUCCAGUCUAUUCGACUACUGACCAACAACCCGCGCAAGAUCCGAUUACUGAGUCAACUUGGCAUCACUGUCGAGGGCCGACUGCCUGUGGUGAUCAAAGGCGGCGAGUUCAGCCAAGGAUACUUGACAGCAAAGGCGAAGCGGAUGUCGCACUUGCUGCCUGGAGCCUCUGGUGACGAAGACACGUCCACGGACGAGAGUCAGGAUGAAGACGAACAACAGACCAAUCCUCAGGAAGCUGUAGCAGCCGCAUCACCCACGGCGUCGUCGUCCUCGUCCUCUGGAGAAUAUUAAUGGAGUCCGCCGUAAAAUUAAGCGGGAGAGCGACGAUCACCGCCAUAUGAGCCUUCUCACUGGGGACGCUUGGCCACGAGGACUUCGAAGACCUUCGCGUGCCUGCCCCCUCUCGACCAAUUCGUCUCAGUCUUCCUCGUCGCAGUGUCCAGCUUCAACGUUGAGCAAACAAGUGCUUGAAGCUGG